AUGAAGAGACAGAACUUGAGGACCCUCAUCCUCAUCAUCUGCACCUUGUUCUACCUGCUCCUUGGAGCUGCUGUCUUCGACGCCUUGGAGUCCAAACUGGAGACGAAGCAGAGACGAAAACUACGUGAGAAGAAAGCAGAGAUGAUGGAUAAGUACAACCUGACAGAAGUUAACUUUGAUGAGCUGGAGUGGGUGCUCCUGCAGCUUGAACCCCACAAAGCUGGACUUCAGUGGAAAUUUGCAGGAUCCUUUUAUUUUGCCAUCACUGUCAUAACAACCAUAGGGUAUGGACAUGCAGCCCCGAGCACCGACGCGGGAAAGGUCUUCUGCAUGUUCUACGCUGUCCUGGGCAUCCCCCUCACCCUGGUCAUGUUUCAGAGCCUGGGCGAGCGCAUAAACACGUUUGUCAGGUACCUGCUGCACAAAGUGAAGAAAAGUCUGGGUCUGCAGAAGACAGAGGUCUCGCUGGCCAACAUGGUGACCGUUGGAUUCCUAUCCUGCGUCAGUACGCUGGGCGUGGGGGCCGCGGCCUUCUCUCGUUACGAGGACUGGAGCUACUUCCAGGCCUACUACUACUGCUUCAUCACGCUCACCACCAUUGGGUUCGGGGACUACGUGGCACUGCAGAAGGACCACGCCCUGCAGAACAACCCGGAGUAUGUAGCCUUCAGCUUCUUCUACAUGCUCAUAGGUCUGACAGUCAUCGGAGCCUUCCUCAACCUGGUGGUGUUGCGCUUCAUGACUCUGAACACUGGGCAGGAGAGGCAGAGCAACUCAGAGCAACAGGCUCUGUUUUCCCACAAUGCUUGCUGCGGCGGCCGCACCCUCUCACCCGGCCCAGGAGGCCACGUGGGACGGGGUCUGUUCUGCAUUUACACCGCCGUGCUGGGCGUUCAAUCCGUGUGCUCCUGUUUGUGGUACAAGAGCAGGGAGAUGGUACCUUACACCAGCCCCCAGGCAUGUCCCUUUGAGUCGACGUCAAACCUCUGCGUGGAGCAGGAGGAGGCCUCCCCACAGAGGGACCGUAAGCGUAGAUCCAACAAGUACCAGUGCAGUCUACAGCAGGAGAGGUCAGCCAUCAGGUCCACCAUCUCUCAUAGCCCAUCUACAUACAGGGUGCGGCUGGGGAGACGCAGGUCCAUCUAG
This is a messenger RNA of Scleropages formosus (Asian bonytongue), 1146 nucleotides long. It is a transcript of the gene kcnk3b, whose product is annotated as potassium channel, subfamily K, member 3b. Gene Ontology annotation, molecular function: open rectifier potassium channel activity; potassium ion leak channel activity; outward rectifier potassium channel activity. Lineage: Eukaryota; Metazoa; Chordata; Actinopteri; Osteoglossiformes; Osteoglossidae. Bases 1 to 1146 code for a protein of 381 amino acids. The record is from RefSeq and is a predicted model, not a curated record. The transcript is spliced from 2 exons. Gene Ontology annotation, biological process: stabilization of membrane potential; potassium ion transmembrane transport. Gene Ontology annotation, cellular component: plasma membrane.